This is a messenger RNA of Prorocentrum cordatum, 318 nucleotides long. NCBI's taxonomy places the organism in Eukaryota, Dinophyceae, Prorocentrales, Prorocentraceae. The record is from the annotation of a GenBank genome assembly.
CUCGAACAGGCCGCCGGUCCGGCCGGCGGAGCCUCGCGUAGCGGGCAGGGAAGCCCCUGCGGAGGCAUGUGCAAGGAUGCCCUCGUCCUGGCCCGCCGGCUCACCGCGCGCGCGGGCCUCGCGGUUGGCCUGCUGGGCGAUGGGGCCGGGCACCCCGCCCAGGUCUCGCGGUGCGGGCGGCGGUCGCGGCUCCUGUGGGUGGCGCUCGCGGGCUCGGGCCUGGCCGCGCUGCUGUGGGCCGGCGAGCGCAGGAGGGCGGCCGCGGCGCCCCCGAGCGUGACGGGGCGGCGGCGGUCGCUGGCCGCGGUGGACCUUUGA